AUGGACGAUGGAAAGGAGGUGAUUGCAAAACUCCCGAAUCCCAACGCUGGGCCUCAAUACUUUACCACGGCUAGUGAGGUGGCAACGAUGGACUAUGUUCGUAAUGUACUCAAUAUUCCAGCCCCGGUGGUCUACGCUUCGAGCUCCUCUACUCGAGAGAUUGCAGCUGAGUAUAUUAUAAUGGAGAAGAGCCCGGGAGUGGAACUUAGCAAGAUGUGGGAUGAUAUAUCGGGUCCUGAAAAACUUCAGAUUGUUCAACAACUCGUUGAGUUUGAGAAGGCACUUGUCUCCACUCGAUUUCCUAUAUAUGGAAGCCUCUAUUAUGCAAAGGACUUGCCAGGAGUUCAAUCAACUCAGAUGAUUGACCUUGGAACUAAGAACAACAGUGGAUUGGAUUUUGCGGUUGGUCCGACAACAAAUCGAACGUUUUUCGAUGAUGGCAGAGAUGCAGUUAAUGCAGGUGUGCCCCAAGGGCCUUGGGCAUCUAUUGAGGAUUACUUUUUUGCUCGCGCCCACCGUGAACUUGCUUGUUUGCAGACUUUUACCCAUUUCCCUCGUCAGCGAGGACUAUUUUACGGGCCUGGCCAAUAUCAGCCUACUGCGCAGCGUAAACAAAAGACACUGAGGAAUUACCUUAAGGUUGCUAAAUUUUUAUCACCGAAAGAUCAAGAAAUAUCCAAGCCCGCUCUAUGGCACCCUGACUUGCAUGGAGAUAACAUAUUCGUGAACCCAGAUCAGCCAACAGAAAUUCUCUCCAUUAUUGAUUGGCAGGCUGUGAACCUGUCACCUCUAUUUCUUCAAGCUCAUCAUCCAGCCCUUAUUAAAUUUGAGGGACCCAUUCCUGAGGGGCUGCAAUCAAUCAGUCUACCUGAGAAUUUCAAUGAGCUCAGCGUGGAAGAGCAGCUCGGAGCGAAGAAGCUUCGUGCUGCCCAGUCUCUCUACAAGCUUUAUGAUAUCAAGAUGAUCCAGCACUGCCCUGAGACUGCAGCCGCAUUGAAGUUCAGAGAUUCACUUGCUGGCCAAAUCACAGGUCUUUCGGGCUCACUUUUCAGUGACGGUGAACCAAUUGUUCAAGGCAUGCUCAUAAAACUACAGGAAGAAUGGACAACUUAUGUAGGAUCAUCCGUCCCAUGUCCACUCUCUUUUACAGAGGAAGAUAAACAAAAGCAAAAGGACGACGAGAGAAAGUGGGCAAGUGGAGUUGUACUAAUGGAGGAGUUCCUUGAUCAAGUUGGUGUAUACAGAGGAUGGGAUGGUUGGGUGAACCACAGUAGCUACGAGCACUAUAAAGUGCGUUUGGAAGAGUGCCGACAUGAAUUCUUGAAUUCUCAAUGCACUACAAGUGAAGAGAGAAGCCAGUGGGAAACGGUAUGGCCAUUCAUAGACGGCCAGAAACCAUCUUAA
Molecule: messenger RNA, 1404 nt
Organism: Penicillium vulpinum
Lineage: Eukaryota; Fungi; Ascomycota; Eurotiomycetes; Eurotiales; Aspergillaceae
Product: Aminoglycoside phosphotransferase
Exons: 3
Coding region: 1-1404 (467 amino acids)
Cellular component (GO): mitochondrion
Source: RefSeq, a predicted model, not a curated record